Molecule: messenger RNA, 537 nt
Organism: Penicillium cosmopolitanum
Lineage: Eukaryota; Fungi; Ascomycota; Eurotiomycetes; Eurotiales; Aspergillaceae
Exons: 1
Coding region: 1-537 (178 amino acids)
Source: RefSeq, a predicted model, not a curated record
AUGGCGUCGUCAUUCUAUGGAGGAGAGUACGGUAGUUGCAGUCUUAGUUUUAGUUUUAGUCAAUACGAAUGCAAAUCAAAUGCGAAUGCAAGUGGUUCUCCUGUACAUUGUAGCCUCGACUCCCUGCACCAACAUCAAACAUCAUCACCGCAUCCCGCUGCCGCUGCCGCUGCACCUGACUGCAACCUCUCUUCCGCAUCACCCCGACGUGGACGACUCUCCACCACACAAUCUCCAUCAGCGCACGAAGAGAACAUGCCGAUCGUUUCAAAUGAACAUCAUCCUGCAGCGUCAGCCCUGGCUUCCAUCCAAUCAUCAUCAUACAAGUGCACCGCCAAGUCCACUAGACGCGGGUCUCGUCUCACCGCUACAAACACCCUCUCCUCUGAUCCACUCGGAUCCCGCCAACGCAAAUUCCAGCAUGCAGAUGCCAUCACCCUCGACCAAAUACUGGCUCCUCGCUGGUGCCAACAGGGCAGGUCACCGCUGCGCUAUGCGACUCUGGCACACGCUUUGAUAGGCCCCACUCUCUCCUGA